Molecule: messenger RNA, 487 nt
Organism: Spirometra erinaceieuropaei
Lineage: Eukaryota; Metazoa; Platyhelminthes; Cestoda; Diphyllobothriidea; Diphyllobothriidae
Source: the annotation of a GenBank genome assembly
AUGGCAAAACCCAAGGCUGUUCGGGGGAAGCCGAAGUCUGGUCGCGUGUGGAAGACAACCCGUACAAAGAGGUGAGACCCUUCAUCAGUACUCUAUGUGUGCUCUACGCUAUUUCACCACCUUAGUAUUAGCCUUCGAUGUACUUUACCGUCAUGUACUCUUCAGGUACUCUUCCAUACGUCGUGAUAAAGGCCUCCGAAGUACAUGGGAAGAGAAAGUGGCACUGAAGACUGAGCUACAGAAUCGUAGGGCUGCUGAUGCCGAGCGGCGUGCGCAACGGGCUAAACGCAAGGAGGCCAAACGACUUGCUGAAGAGGCCCGCGCAGAACGCAAAAAAGAGAAUGAAAGAAGAGCCGAGGUUGUUGUUCCGGUAGCUUUUUUGUACACCUUUCACCCUUAACUCCUCUUUCUGUCUGCACAGAUAAAGAAUACGAAAAAGCUGAAAAAGAUGAAGAAGAGCCAGUUGCGCUCCAUUGAGAUGCGGUGA